Molecule: messenger RNA, 729 nt
Organism: Rasamsonia emersonii CBS 393.64
Lineage: Eukaryota; Fungi; Ascomycota; Eurotiomycetes; Eurotiales; Trichocomaceae
Exons: 4
Coding region: 1-729 (242 amino acids)
Cellular component (GO): cytoplasm; membrane
Source: RefSeq, a predicted model, not a curated record
AUGUCCGUCAAAUUCCAGCAGGAGACUGUCCGCACCACCAGCGGAAUCAGGCCAGCAGCAAAGGAACUGGCGCAUGAAGUGGGCGAGCGCUUGACGGGUGGUAAGACCCAGACGGGCUACCUCGCGUCGAACCCGCUGCGCACCAAGAUGCUCACGUCGGGUGUGCUUUCUGGUCUGCAGGAGCUGCUGGCCUCGUGGAUCGCGCACGAUGUCAGCAAGCACGGACACUACUUCAGCUCCCGCGUGCCCAAGAUGGCGCUCUACGGAAUGUUCAUCAGUGCUCCUUUGGGCCAUGUGCUUAUCGGCAUUCUCCAGCGCAUCUUCGCCGGCCGGACGAGUCUGCGGGCCAAGAUUCUCCAGAUUCUCGUCAGCAACUUAAUUGUCUCCCCCAUCCAAAAUGUCGUCUAUCUAGCCUCCAUGGCCGUCAUCGCCGGCGCUCGGACGUUCCACCAGGUGCGCGCCACCGUCAAGGCCGGUUUCCUGCCGGUCAUGAAGGUCAGCUGGAUCACGUCCCCGCUCGCGCUGGCCUUUGCGCAGAAGUUCCUGCCGGAGCACGCCUGGGUGCCGUUCUUCAACCUGGUCGGAUUCGUCAUCGGCACCUACGUCAACGCCCACACCAAGAAGAAGCGUCUCGAGGCGCUCAGACGGCAGUUGGACCAGCAGCGUCGAGGAGGCGGUGCUGCAGCCCCUGGAGCUCCAGGCCCCGAGUACGGCCGAAGGGACUAUUAA